AAAAAAAAGACGUUUUAAAUGCAACCGUGAUCUCUUUUCGAGUAUCAUAUUUGUUAUCGCAUCAAACAAUAUACAACAAACUAUACAAUUCAAACAAUUACUUUUUUUUCUCCUUGUUCAUUUCUUUCUUUCUUUCUUUUUUAUAUUUUUUUUCUUGAUAGAAAAAGCAGAGAUGGAAGAAAAUACAUCUUUGAAGAAAAAAGAAGUAGAGAAUACUUCUUCUCUAUCACUCGACAAUUCCAGUGAGGCUUCCUUAACAGAUGUUCUCCAUACCCACAAAAAGGAAUCAAAAGCAUCCAAUCAAGAUUUUCCAGAGAUUCGUGCUUAUUAUGCAAACAUUGUCAGUGAUCCUCAAAAUGUUCAUGACACGGACAGUAAAAGUGCAGAUCUACUUUCUACCAGAUACAGUGAAGCAUCUUCCAUGGCUUCGGUUGAUUCAAUAUCUAAAGCGGGCAUCAGCAUCUUGGAAGCAGGGUCUGUUUCUGAAGGCCAUAUCAAACAACUCCAAAAGACGACUCCCAUCCGAGCUGUUGAUUUUCCACCACAAUAUGUGUCCGGUCCUAUUUCUCAACCUGUCAACUACCCACCACCAAAACAAGAUGUGUUUGAUGUCGAUGUAUUAGCUGCUUUGACAGAAGGCGAUGAUGGACGUUAUAUGGAAUAUGCUUCAUCGGCAGACUCCAUGUUGGCAUUGCUCGAAAGUCGGAAAUACACUGGCAAUAAAAUCAAAAGUGAAAGUCAAGCAUCGAUUCCAAGUACAGCCACGACAGCCACAGGCAUCAAUACGCUGAUUGGUUAUGCUACGGAAGAAUCACCCUAUCCUGCUUGGGGACCAGAAGAUCGUGUGCCUAUCGCAUUCAGACAAAUGGACGAAAUCUUUGAUAGCCUAAGAAGAAAAUUCGGGUUUCAACAAGACAGUGUCAACAAUAUAGCCGAGCAUUUGAAAACCAUGCUGGAUUCCCGUGCGUCUCGACUUGAUCCUCAACUUGCACUCGACACGCUUCAUGCGGACUACAUUGGUGGCGAUAAUGCGAAUUAUCGUAAAUGGUAUUUUGCUUCCAAGAUGGACAUUUACGGCCAAACAGAACAAGAGAAGCAAGUCGCAUUGGACAUUGGCGACGAACAAGAACAAUUAGCUCGUAAUGAGGAGAAAUGGACGUUGCGUAUGCGGUCAUUGAGCAACGCUGACAAGGCAAGAGAUUUAGCGCUUUACUUGUGCUUAUGGGGUGAAGCUGCUCCUGUUCGAUUUACACCCGAGACACUGUGCUUUAUCUUCAAGAUGGCCUAUGAUUAUUAUUGUGUGGAAAGUCCCCAAGCGUUGCCUGAUAUGGCUGAAGGUGCGUAUCUGGAUCAAGUGGUGACACCUCUAUAUCGCUUUAUUCGUGACCAAACCUAUGUACUUUUGAAUGGCAAAUACGCAAAACGAGAAAAGGACCAUGAUCAAGUCGUGGGCUAUGACGAUGUCAAUCAAUUUUUCUGGCAUUCUACUUUUUAUGACAAGAUUCAAGUAUCCGCCGGCCAAGGCAACACGCUUGGUAAAUUACCACCUCAUGAACGAUACCCGGCACUUAAAGAAGUCGAUUGGCAAAAGACGUUUAAAAAGACCUACAAAGAAAAACGUACUUGGAUGCAUGCCUCCAUUAACUUUUCGAGAGUCUGGGUGAUUCAUAUUGUGACCUUUUGGUAUUAUAUUAUGGCCAAUGCCUAUUCGCUUUAUCUAGAUGCUGACAAGGAAGUCGCAAGUCAAGAAGUCGCUGUACAGAUAUCGAUUGUCGCUUUAGGUGGUGUAGUGGCUUGUUUGUUAGUGCUGGUGGGUUCAUGUGCUGAACUCGCUUAUCUGCCGGCCAGCUGGAGUAAUUCCAAAAAGGUCUUGCGCCGUAUUAUACUGUUGGUGAUAUUGAUGUUGGUCAAUGGUGGUCCUUCCUUUUACUGUGUGGUGUUGGACCGAACAAGCUGGAUCUCUAAACUGGUCUCGAUCAUUCAGCUUUUGAUCAGUGUGGCUACCACCUUGGUUUUGUCUAUCGUGCCUUCGUCUCGACUGUUUAUGCGUGCUUCCGAACAUACACGGGAUCAACUUGCCAACGAACGAUUCACAGCCAACUUCCCUCCUCUCAAGCCCAUCGAUCGUGUCAUGUCCAUCUCGCUCUGGAUCUGUGUCUUUACAUGCAAACUAAUCGAAUCGUACUUUUUCUUGGCCUUGUCUUUUAAAGAUCCUCUCAAGGCCAUCAGUACAAUGACCAUCACCAAUUGUAAUGACAAGUUGAUUGGAUCUGUCAUUUGUGAACAAAUGCCUCGUAUUACUAUCUUUAUCAUGUUCUUGAUGGACCUGGUGCUUUAUUUCUUGGAUACGUAUCUUUGGUAUAUUAUUUGGAACACUGUGUUUUCGGUAGCGAGAUCGUUUUAUCUUGGUAUCUCAAUCUGGUCACCAUGGAGAAAUAUCUUUUCACGCUUGCCCAAGCGUAUUUUUGUCAAAUUGUUGGCGACCACCGAUAUCCAAGUCAAGUACAAGCCCAAGAUACUCUGUUCUCAAAUCUGGAAUGCUAUUGUGAUUACCAUGUACAGAGAACAUUUAAUUACGGUCGACCAUGCUCAACGUAUGUUGUAUCAACAGGAACUUAAUCCGUUAGAUGGUCACCGUACACUCAAGACACCCACAUUUUUCAUUUCUCAAGAAGACACUUCUUUUAAAACAGAGUAUUUUCCUCAAAGUGGUGAAGCAGAACGUCGUAUCCAUUUCUUUGCUCAAAGUUUAACAACGCCCAUGCCACCUCCUCAUCCUGUUGAAUGUAUGCCGACCUUCACUGUCCUGACCCCUCAUUACGGAGAAAAAAUCUUACUUUCACUUCGCGAGAUUAUUCGAGAAGAAGACACAAGUACGCGCGUGACUCUGUUGGAAUACUUGAAGCAGUUGCAUGCGGUCGAAUGGGAGAAUUUUGUCAAGGACACCAAAAUGUUAGUGGGCGAUGAUGAUCGUCGCAGUAUGCAUUUCAAGUCUGACGCUUCCAUUGCAUCCAGCACAAGUUCGUUUGAGAAGGACAUGGCCAAAGAAAACGAUGAUUUGCCGUUUUACUGUAUUGGGUUCAAAUCGUCCAAACCUGAAUAUACAUUGCGUACACGCAUCUGGGCAUCUCUGAGAGCACAGACCUUGUACCGUACUGUCUCUGGUUUCAUGAACUAUCGCAAGGCCAUCAAGUUGCUCUAUCGUGUAGAAAACCCUGAAUCCUCAAGUCAUUAUGGUCAAGACAAAGAAGCUUUAGAGAACGAUCUGGAUCGAUUGGCCCAUCGUAAAUUCAAGUUCCUGGUCGCCAUGCAACGGUAUGCAAAAUUCAGUCCAAGUGAAGCAGAAGAUGCCGAGUUUUUGUUUAAAGCGUUUCCUGAAUUACAGGUUGCCUAUGUGGAUGAAGAAGCAGCGACUGAACCUGAAGGCGAAACCGUGUUUUAUUCUUGUCUGAUUGAUGGUACUUGUCCCCUGAAUGAAAAUGGCAAGCGUGUGCCUCGAUUCCGUGUACGUUUACCUGGUAAUCCUAUCCUGGGUGAUGGUAAAUCCGAUAACCAAAACCAUGCCAUCAUCUUUUACCGUGGCGAAUUCUUGCAGUUGAUCGAUGCCAACCAAGACAAUUAUCUUGAAGAGUGUCUCAAGAUCCGUAAUGUGCUAGGUGAAUUUGAGACCCUGGAACCUUGCAAUAUCUCUCCCUAUGCUGCUUCGUAUCCCAAGAGCAACCGUUCUCCGGUGGCGAUUGUGGGUGCAAGAGAAUACAUCUUUUCUGAAAACGUGGGUGUCUUGGGUGAUGUGGCUGCGGGUAAAGAACAGACGUUUGGUACACUGACACAACGUAUCAUGGCCAAGAUUGGAGGUAAACUUCACUAUGGUCAUCCUGAUUUCUUGAAUGCGAUCUUUAUGACGACCCGUGGUGGUGUCUCAAAGGCACAAAAGGGGCUUCAUUUAAACGAAGAUAUCUAUGCGGGCAUGAACGCUUUUACUCGAGGUGGACGUAUCAAGCACACAGAGUAUUUCCAGUGUGGUAAGGGUCGUGAUCUUGGAUUUGGCUCCAUUCUGAACUUUACGACUAAGAUUGGUACGGGUAUGGGUGAACAAAUGCUGUCGCGUGAAUACUAUUACAUUGGCACACAACUCCCAUUGGAUCGAUUCUUAACGUUUUAUUAUGCUCAUCCUGGGUUCCAUAUCAACAAUAUCUUCAUCAUGAUGUCGGUUCAAAUGUUCAUGUUGGCCAUCCUGUUUAUCAGUGCGAUGGGUGCCACAUUGACGAUUUGUGAAUACAAUGCUGAUGCGCCUCCUGAUGCGCCUCUCAUACCUGAAGGCUGUUAUAAUCUCGUGCCUAUUUUUGACUGGGUUAAGCGUUGUAUCCUGUCUAUCUUUGUCGUGUUCUUUGCUGCCUUUUUGCCCUUGUUUCUACAGGAAUUAACAGAACGCGGAUUUCUUCGCAGUUUGGCCCGUAUGGGAAGACACUUCACUUCCCUUUCUCCGCUGUUUGAAAUCUUUGUGACACAGAUUUACACCUACUCUGUCCUGGAAAACUUGGUGUUUGGUGGUGCUCGUUAUAUUGGUACAGGCCGUGGUUUUGCUACAUCGCGUAUUCCGUUUUCCACCCUGUAUUCUCGAUUCACAGGCCCUAGUAUCUAUGUAGGUGCCAGAAACUUGAUGAUCAUGUUGUUUGCUUCAGUGGCCUAUUGGAUUCCUCACUUGAUCUAUUUCUGGUUUACUGUGGUGGCCUUGAUUGUCUCGCCUUUUGUGUUUAAUCCCAACCAGUUUUCGCCCAUUGAGUUCUUGGUCGAUUACCGUGAAUUCAUCCAUUGGCUAUCUAGAGGUAAUUCUAAGACGCACCGGGAUUCUUGGAUCAGUCAUGUUCGGUCCACACGCGCCCGUAUCACAGGCUAUAAACGAAGCAAACCUACCUCAGGAACCAACAGUAUUGGCGAUAUGCCUCGAGCAGGUCUGGGUGCUAUCUUUGUCUCUGAAGUGAUUCUGCCUUUCCUGUACGCCUUGCUCUGUACUAUCCCCUACACGUUUGUCAAGAGUUUUGAUGAUGAAGAUCCUACUUUACCUGCCACAGGACCUAGUCCCUUGAUUCGUAUUGGUGUGAUGGCCUUGGCUCCUCUCUUGAUCAACAUGGUAGGCCUGGCUAUCUUUUUCGGUGUCUCUGUCGGUCUUGGGUCUGUGCUGAGUCUGUGGGUCACUAAGUUCGGAUCGACCAUUGCUGCUUUGGCGCAUGCGUGGUCUGUGAUUGGACUGAUUGUUAUUUUUGAAGCUCUUUUUUUCUUAGAGCAUUGGAAAUUAACGCAUGUGUUGUUGGGUGUGGUGGCCAUGGUGGCUAUUCAGCGGUUUGUGCUUAAGGUCUUGACUGUCUUGUGUUUGACGCGUGAGUUUAAGCAAGAUGAAUCCAAUCGAGGAUGGUGGACUGGCAAGUGGUAUGGACGUGGGCUUGGGUGGCAUGGUAAACAAGGCUUGAUUGUCAUAUGAAACUCACCUUUUCUUUUUUUUUUAUAUAUAUAUAGCACUCAGUCAACCUGCAAGAGAAUUUGUCUGCAAAAUGAUUGAAAUGACUGAAUUUGCUACUGAUUUCUUACUAGGUCAUCUCAUUCUGUUUUUCCUCUCUUUGUUUAUCUUAAUACCAUACAUCAACACAGCUCAUUCGUUGAUGUUGUUCUGGCUUAAGCCUUCCAAGCAAAUUCGUGCUCAUAUCUGGACAGCCAAACAACGUCAACAGCGAAAACGUAUUGCUAUUCUGUAUGGCAUCAUGUUCUAUAGCCUAUUUUUGCUGUUUAUUGGGCUUGUGGUGGCACCUGCUAUCUUGGGUCCCUCUUUACUCUCUGACCUGAUCAAUGUAAAAAACCUUCCUAUUUAACAUUAUUUAUUAAAAAAGAUCAACUGAAUGUAAGA
Gilbertella persicaria is the source of this 5899-nucleotide messenger RNA. Its product is annotated as 1,3-beta-glucan synthase component-domain-containing protein. Gene Ontology annotation, biological process: fungal-type cell wall polysaccharide biosynthetic process; (1->3)-beta-D-glucan biosynthetic process. Gene Ontology annotation, cellular component: plasma membrane; 1,3-beta-D-glucan synthase complex. Bases 173 to 5479 code for a protein of 1768 amino acids. The record is from RefSeq and is a predicted model, not a curated record. Lineage: Eukaryota; Fungi; Mucoromycota; Mucoromycetes; Mucorales; Choanephoraceae. The transcript is spliced from 6 exons. Gene Ontology annotation, molecular function: 1,3-beta-D-glucan synthase activity.